Fragaria vesca subsp. vesca is the source of this 1158-nucleotide messenger RNA. Its product is annotated as trehalose-phosphate phosphatase A-like. Bases 1 to 1158 code for a protein of 385 amino acids. Gene Ontology annotation, biological process: trehalose biosynthetic process. Gene Ontology annotation, molecular function: trehalose-phosphatase activity. The transcript has 11 exons. NCBI's taxonomy places the organism in Eukaryota, Viridiplantae, Streptophyta, Magnoliopsida, Rosales, Rosaceae. The record is from RefSeq and is a predicted model, not a curated record.
AUGGACCUGAAGUCAAACCAUAUUUCUCCUGUUCUCACUGAUCCUGCGCCUUUAGGCAAGUCAAGACUUGGUGUACAUUCCAGUCUGUUAUCAUAUUCACCUCCUGGAACAGCUUUUCCAGCAGACCUUCUCUUAACCAUCCCUAGGAGGAAGAAUGCAUUUCUUGAUGAUGUUCGCUCUAGCUCUUGGCUUGAUGCUAUGAAAUCUUCAUCACCUCCUCACAGAAAGAUAACUAAGGAUGUUAACAAUGACUCUGCAGCAACUGAGUAUGAUAUUGCCUAUCGCACAUGGAUGGUUAAGUAUCCGUCAGCUCUUACAUCCUUUGAGCAAAUCUCUAAUUACGCCAAGGGAAAGAGAAUAGCAUUGUUUCUCGAUUAUGAUGGGACUCUUUCGCCAAUUGUAGAUAACCCUGACUGUGCCUUUAUGUCUGAUGCUAUGCGAAUGGCAGUAAAAAGAGUGGCAAAACAUUUCCCAACAGCAAUAAUUAGUGGAAGAAGCCAUGACAAGGUGUAUGAGUUUGUUGGACUAAAUGAACUAUACUAUGCGGGUAGUCAUGGGAUGGACAUAAUGGCCCCUGUUCUACAAUCAGUAGUUGGUGACCAUAGACAUGGCUUUAGGUCUACUGACAAACAGGGCAACGAUGUUAAUGUGUUCCAGCCCGCUGCAGAGUUUUUACCUAUGAUUGGCGAGGUUCUUAAAUCCCUAGAAGAAAGUACCAAAGACAUUGAAGGAUCUAAAGUUGAGAAUAACAAGUUCUGCGUCUCUGUACACUACCGCAAUGUAGAUGAGAAGAAUUGGGCUGUAGUUGCACAGCGGGUUCACGACAUUCUUAAAAACUACCCACGCCUGCGUUUGACUCAUGGACGGAAGGUUUUAGAGGUCCGACCAGUGAUAAAUUGGGAUAAAGGGAAGGCAGUCACAUUUUUACUUGAAUCUCUAGGGCUAAGCAAUUGUGACAAUGUGCUCCCAAUAUAUAUUGGAGACGACCGCACAGAUGAAGACGCAUUCAAGGUUCUGAGGGAAGGAAACAAAGGUUAUGGUAUUUUAGUCUCUGCGGUGCCAAAGGAAAGCAAUGCGUAUUACUCACUAAGGGACCCCUCAGAGGUAAUGGAGUUUCUCAAGUCACUGGUGCUAUGGAGGAAGUCAAGUGCUCUAUAA